Molecule: messenger RNA, 1577 nt
Organism: Branchiostoma belcheri (Belcher's lancelet)
Lineage: Eukaryota; Metazoa; Chordata; Leptocardii; Amphioxiformes; Branchiostomatidae
Product: RNA pseudouridylate synthase domain-containing protein 1-like
Exons: 5
Coding region: 242-976 (244 amino acids)
Biological process (GO): pseudouridine synthesis
Molecular function (GO): pseudouridine synthase activity; RNA binding
Source: RefSeq, a predicted model, not a curated record
GGGGGGAGCAGGGUGGUAAACACACCUGCACUAGUACUGUCUUCAACAUUGGUGCACUUCUAUUAUAAAUAGGGAUGAGCGAGUGAUGAAGGAUAAACCAAGGAGCUGUAAAUUAAGAGCAACCCACACUGGGACUGGAAUUCCUACCUGGCCAGUACAACUCUACUCUACUCUAAUAUAAUGUACAUACAUGUAACGUUACAUGAUAUUAAUUAAGACUUGGCGAAGACAGGUAUAAAGUAUGAUCAAUGGAGAAAGACCUCCCUUCUCCACUGUGGAGGUGUUGUACAGAAGUGAGAACUUCCUGGUGGUGAACAAGCCUUACGAUCUGGUGUUGAACUGGGAUGACCCUUCCAGAACAGACAGUCUACAGCACCUGUUACAGGAGAGGUUCCCAGACCUGGUAGAUGAGUCACUCACACAUCGUUUCAGGUUUGUCCACAGACUGGACUACUCCACCAGCGGUCCUGUCUGUAUCGCACUCAACAAGCAGGCAGCUGGGCAUGCUGGGAAGGCUUUCUCUCAGAAACAGGUCAUCAAGCGAUAUCUGGCCUUGGUGCGUGGCCACAUCAGUGAGAACAACCUGUCCAUUGAUAAAGCCAUAGGUGAGCAGGGUGCACCUGAUGCACCUGUCCCCAUGUGUGUGGAAGGUACACCUGGCUGUCAGCAGCCCAGGGAUGCUGUCACACAGCUGACGGUGGUGGAGAAAGGCCUGUAUGAGGGGCAGCCAGCUACAAAAGUUCAGCUGUGUCCUGUGACAGGUAGAAGACACCAGUUACGUGUGCACUGCCACAGCAUUGGGCACCCCAUAGUGGGAGACUACACCUACAGCUGUCACCAGGACACCAGUCCUUACAGGAUGAUGCUUCAUGCACAGAAACUUAUCAUACCUCUCAGGGAAGAGGUCAUUGACAUUGAGACCAAUGACCCCUUUGUAACAAACUUUGACCCACAGUGGCAAAGUACAGAAAGAUAGCAGUGUCAGAAUUUCUGUUUCCUAAAGAAACUACAGUCAAACUUGUAUAAGAAGACCACCCUGGGGACCUAAGGAAUCUGGUCUUCUUAGACAAGUGGUCUUCUUAUCUAAAAAGGAGCCAGGUGACAAGAAAACAAAGACACCAAUUUCGAAGUUCAAUAUUUAACACGUUAAAUUAUACUAUUGUACUAGUUAGGAUAUACUCUGAACCCUAAUACGGGCAAAAGUAAUGUGCAGUCGUGAUAACUGGGAUGAUUAUGAUUAUAUGAAAUAGGACAUCUAAAUCAGUAAUGCCAUUAACAGAUAGGACAUACCUUCUCAAACUUUUUUUCUACCAAAUAUAAUGUACCUACAAUCUGACCGGAGUUUUAUAGAUCCAUCUCAUAUUGUGAUGAUAUAAAGAAUAUGCUAUGUUGUGUUUUUAUUGUGUAAGUAAAUGAAUGAAUAAAACAUUUUUGUGGAAAACCUUUGCACAAGAAACAUGACAUUAAAACACCAGUUUGACCUAACAUAACUACUCAGAAAAUCUGUAUACCAGUAGACAGUAGGCAUCCUUCCAUCUCGAGAGAUGAUGAUAGAACUUUAGGUCCGUGGCUGUAGA